This is a messenger RNA of Olea europaea var. sylvestris, 1025 nucleotides long. RefSeq names its product dnaJ homolog subfamily C member 28. The coding region runs from base 125 to 808 and encodes 227 amino acids. The record is from RefSeq and is a predicted model, not a curated record. The transcript has 3 exons. NCBI's taxonomy places the organism in Eukaryota, Viridiplantae, Streptophyta, Magnoliopsida, Lamiales, Oleaceae.
AUUUGGUGCUACUUCCCUAAAUUUCCAUGUCACUUACGUCAUAAUAGUCAGUCUUCUAAAACAGCACCGCCAUAAUCCCAGCCCCUUUAACUUGAAUGGGUCAAACGACCCAACUUCCAUAGCCAUGUCUGCUUUCUUCGCAAGAAGGAAAGCGAUCAUUUCUUCAUCUGCACCGUUCAUUCAAAAAUCAAAGGCAACGGAAACCUUCUCCAUCUUUCGCCCUAGUUUGUCCAGAUGGGCCUCUUCGUCAUCAUCAUCUUCUUCUUCGGCGAAGCCCAAAAAAGUGACGACCGACCGUCUCUCCGGCGUAAUUGACACCGUCAACGACAGUAAGCUCCCUCCCGAACUCCGUGGCCAACGCAAUAACGUCAGGACUGAAACUGACAUUGUAAAUGUUGUCGAGAGACGUGUGUGGAAUGCCAUGGAAGAAGGUCAAUUCGAGAAUUUGCCAGGCAAGGGAAAGCCCUUGGACCUGAGUAUUAAUCCUCAUGUUGACCCAGCUGACGACACUUUGUAUAGAAUACUCAACAAAAAUGGAUUUGCUCCAGAGUGGGUUGAACUCAAUAAGGAGAUAAGGAAUAAUAUUGCAGAGUGGCGUGUAGGCUUAAAGAAAGCCUGGAAACAUAAAGGCAAUCAAGAUGAUUCUAAAUGGGAUGAGUGUUCAGAGGCUCUAAAAUUCCAGCUGCAGGGCAUCAAUGAUAAGGUGUUCCGUUACAACCUCAUUGUUCCCUUUGGCCGUCAGAUGUUUGGACUAAAGUGGGAGAAAGAACUUGACCGCUUGAAUGAGGAAAGUCAGAUGGCAAAAUGAUCCAGGUUGCCUCCUUCACUUUUACCUCUUCAGAGAGGUGGAGGGGGGCAUAUUCUAUAAUUCCUCUGUUUUGUUAAAUUGUUAAGCGUAAAACUUCAGACACCAACCUUUCAUGUACUAUAUAUAUGGGAUCUGCUAGGAAUAUUUUCUUGGAGUAAUAAAAUUAUUGUGUACAAUUAGCAUUUUACCAUGCGGGUGGAGAACCUUUACUGCUUAA